AUGGCUCGCGACUACAUGGGAGUUGUCGUAAACAUUCGACGAGAGGGUAUCUCCGGCAUUUCAAGGUGUGUGAUGCUCGUCUUGCUACAUUAUUCACCUGGUGCUCAGCUUAUUGAUUUCAUGUCAUCGGGUCACAGCCUUCUGGAGACAGGACACUUCGCCGACUUGGUCGUCAAGUGCAAACAGAAAGAAUGGAAGCUGCAUAGAGCAAUCCUCUGCAUGGGCUCAAAAUGGUUUGAGAAGGCGCUGACGGGCGACUUCAUGGAGGCCAGGAGCAACGAGAUCACUCUCCACGAAGUUGAUCCCGAACUAUUCUCGUGGGUUGUCAACUACAUCUACGGAAACGAGGUCACCUUGGGUAGCGAGGACGCAAACACGUUCGCCUUGGAAGUCAUUCGACAGUGGAAGAGGGCAGACUACUUCGUUCUCAAUAACCUUGAGGACAACAUCAGAACGGCGCUUUGUGACCAUUUCCACGAGAUUGGUCACGUAGUUCAGUGGAGAAAACUACAAGACGAGGAGACCGACGCCCUCGAUGAGGACUAUCUCUCCAGUCUAGCGCAGGCUAUGGAGGAGGCGUUCGAACAUUCUUCAAGAUGCAGUGUCGUCGAAGAUGCAUUCGCCACUCUGGUCAAAUCAUCGUCCUGGUGGGUUCUUGCACAGGAGGAGGUAACCAGCAUGAUUGAGAAAUACCCGGGACUCGCUACCAAGGUCAUCAGGUCCCUGAUGAAAGACUUCCGGCUUGAAGAACUCAUCAAGGACGUGCCCCAUCGAUGCGCGGGUACUCCAUGUGUAAAGCUUGGGAGCCAGCAACUGCAGACCCAGGCCCACUCAAUGCCAACGGCUCAGACUUUCGCGGCUCGAUCUCCGUACAUCACAUCAGUCAAGACUAUUGCGAACUGCCAGAGCUGCCAUGAGAAGAAAGUUGCAUUGGAUCGAAUGAAGAAGCACCACUGA
This is a messenger RNA of Thyridium curvatum, 957 nucleotides long. RefSeq lists its product as uncharacterized. Lineage: Eukaryota; Fungi; Ascomycota; Sordariomycetes; Thyridiales; Thyridiaceae. Gene Ontology annotation, molecular function: ubiquitin protein ligase binding. Gene Ontology annotation, cellular component: cytoplasm. Gene Ontology annotation, biological process: regulation of proteolysis; proteasome-mediated ubiquitin-dependent protein catabolic process. The record is from RefSeq and is a predicted model, not a curated record. Bases 1 to 957 code for a protein of 318 amino acids. The transcript has 3 exons.